AUGGAGAGUGGAAUGAUAUCAGUGGACAAAUGGAGUUCCGGCAGCCAAGUCUACUUCUUGACCCACCUCCAUGCUGAUCACACCGUUGGUCUCUCCUCAAAAUGGAAACGGGGCCUCCUUUACUGCUCUCGUGAUACAGCCAGGCUUUUCCCCACCAAGUUUCCGGAUUUUAAUCUUUCGCUUAUCAGGGUCGUGGAAAUCGGCUGCUGGCACUCUCUUUCUUUGGUAUCCCCUACCUCUGGCUCCGCCACUACUGUAUAUGUCAUGGCCAUUGACGCGAAUCAUUGCCCUGGUUCCGUUAUGUACUUGUUUCGCGGUGAAUUUGGCUGCAUGCUUUAUACUGGAGACUUUCGCUGGGAAAAAUCAAGAAACACGUUUGAGGUUGGAAGAACCAUGCUGCUGAAUGCUCUCAAGAAUGAGAAGCUCGACAUUCUGUACUUAGACAAUACUUACUGCAAUCCAAGAUUCUCUUUUCCUUCUCGUGAAGUUGCAGCUAGGGAGAUUGUUGAUAUCAUCACUGCUCAUCCAGAACAUGAUAUAAUUAUCGGAAUUGAUUCAUUGGGCAAAGAAGAUCUUUUGCUCUAUAUAUCUCGCACGUUGAACAUGAAGAUUUGGGUGUGGCCGGAACGCUUGCAAGUUAUGCAUCUUCUUGGAUUCCCUGAUGUCUUUACAACUAAAACCUCUCUAACCAGAGUUCGUGCUGUUCCUCGUUAUAGUUUUAGCAUUGAAACUUUAGAAUGCCUCAAUACUGUCCGCCCUACUAUAGGAAUUAGGCCAUCUGGGCUUCCAUGGGCUAUGAAAGCCGUUAAAGCAAAUGGGAAUGUGUUUGGAUCCUCUCGUUCGACAUCUGGCCUCAACAAGAGCAAUGAGAAUACGGAUAUUGCCAAUGGUUCACAGACACAUGAACCAAAUGAAGAUUUAAGAAGCGUUGAAAAAUCUCAUGAAUAUAUAUACACAGUUCCGUACUCUGAUCAUUUGUGCUUUGCUGAGAUACAGGAGUUCAUUGAGCUUCUCCGGCCAAUCAAGAUCAAAGGCAUCGUGUCUUCACUCUCCUUUAAUAUUGACCCCUGUUAUUUCUUUCGACACCUUUGUGGAACAAAGCAAGCGAUUUGGAGGUUACACCAGACGCUUGAUAAUGAUGAGAGGCUUGAAAAAGUUGGAACUGUUGACAUCAAAUCUACAAUACCUGGUUCUUUUAGUGUUGCAGGAAGGAAAAGAAAGAAAGUUCAAUUAGUAAAUAGGGUUAGCUUAUUAAGGAAAUUAGGCCAUGGUGUUAGAAUUGCUGAUAGUUAA
Messenger RNA from Fraxinus pennsylvanica, 1293 nucleotides. The record is from the annotation of a GenBank genome assembly. Lineage: Eukaryota; Viridiplantae; Streptophyta; Magnoliopsida; Lamiales; Oleaceae.